AAAAGAAAAAGCGUGCCCUACGCUCAUGUUUACUGAACGAACGCACCACCACAACGGGAAGAAAUACGAAAUCACCCCAUCAACUCCAUCUCCGGCCACAGUUCGAGCUGGCCACUCCACCUCCAGCGACAACAUUAGGCGGCGACUUCUCCUCCGGCCACUCCUCCAGCCGACGAUUGCAUCUCUGGUAUAACAUUUUAGUGUCAUCAAUUCAAUAAUGAGAAAACGAACAAAAGUUGCUGAAUUUGCACAUGGAGAUGAAGCAUCAAAUCCCAAAUCUUUUCAAGAAGAUAGAAAUCAAUUUCCAUCAUCCAAGAAAAUCUUUUUAAUUUGUUUAAUAUUCAGAAUCACAAAUUCUUUAUUUGUGCAAACAUAUUUCAACCCAGAUGAACACUGGCAAGCUCUUGAAGUUGCACAUAGAAUUACAUUUGGAUAUGGACAUUUAACAUGGGAGUGGACAAAAGGGAUACGAAGCUAUUUGCAUCCAAUGAUAUUUGCAGUUCUAUAUAAAGUUCUUUCACUUUUACAUCUUGAUACUCCAUUGUUCAUGAUCAAAGCUCCAAGACUAUUUCAAUCUUUGUUGUCUGCCUUUGGUGAUCUCUACUUGUUCAAACUCUCUCAUGUCCUGUAUGGUGGCCAUGUUGCCAAUUGGGCUCUUUUUGCACAGUUAACAAACUGGUUUAUGUUUUACUGUAUCACACGAACAUUAUCAAAUAGUUUGGAGACAAUUCUUACAGUUGUUAGUCUCUACUACUGGCCCAGUUUGAGGACCAAUUUGACCAAAAUGCCCUCAGGUUCUAGAACCUGGGCUUUGCUUACAGCUGCUUUAGCCUGUGCCAUUCGCCCCACAAGUGCUAUCAUUUGGGUUUAUGUUGGAAUUACCGAGUUUUUUGGGUCCCACAAUAAGCUCAAAUUCAUUUUUCUUCAAGUUGUGCCAAUUGGAUCUAUCGUGCUUGGAUUGACAUUCAUAUUGGACAGAUUGAUGUAUGGUUCAUGGGUUUUAGUGCCUUUAAACUUUUUAAAGUUUAAUUUUCUUUCAUCUGGAGGUGACUAUUAUGGAACUCACCCAUGGCACUGGUAUUUCACCCAGGGAUUUACAGUUAUAAUAUUUACUUUUUUACCCUUUAUGGUGGUUGGCAUCAUUCAGUCUAAAAACUGGAAGCUUUCUGGACUCAUUUUGUGGGUUUUAGCUCUUUAUAGCAUAUUAGGGCACAAAGAAUUCAGGUUUGUCCUACCUGUGCUUCCACUAGCUUUAUUAUUCUCUGGUUAUUCAUUAGCCAAAUUAAGCCAACAACAACAUUCAUCCAGCAACAAAAAUAAAAGCUUCUGGAAGAUAAAAGCAGCAGUUUUUUUCUUACUUGUAACAAAUAUUCCCAUGGCUCUUUACAUGACUAUGGUUCAUCAGAGAGGAACUGAGGAUGUGAUGAAUUAUUUAGCUAAAGAAGCUAAUCAAAGGAACGUGAAAAGCAUUUUGUUCUUAAUGCCAUGUCAUUCUACUCCCUUCUAUUCAACUUUACAUCAAAAUCUUCCUAUGCAUUUCUUGGAUUGUUCACCAAGCGAAAUUAAGGGAAUCCAAGAUGAGUCGGAUCGCUUCAUAAUGGAUCCAAUUGGUUUCGUAUCGGAAUAUGUAAAAAACUGGGCCCCACCAAGUCAUAUUGUACUAUUUGAUACAGAAGAGAAAUAUAUUAAAGACUUCCUUUUCUCACAUUCUUUCAAAGAGAUAAAAAGAUUCUUUCAUGCUCAUUUUAAGGUGGAUCGAGAUCUUCAAGCAUCAGUUGUUGUGUAUGCUCUUUUAGACCAAUGACAUUUUAUAUUUAUUUUGACCUAAUUACAAGAAGCCUAAUUUGUCAAGUAUUCUUAAUUAGCCUUCAUGUUUUGUUAAUAUAUUGUUAUGUAUUCUUGAUCUCAUGUAUAAAAGACGCGAAUGAGCUUUUUAAUUA
Messenger RNA from Lactuca virosa, 1940 nucleotides. Lineage: Eukaryota; Viridiplantae; Streptophyta; Magnoliopsida; Asterales; Asteraceae. The record is from the annotation of a GenBank genome assembly.